AUGCGCCUGCCCUACACCCCCAACCCGCCACAGCCAGCGGACCCCGCCGAAGAGGCCAUCGUCUCGCGCAUCACCGCGCGUCGCGCACCGCGCCCCCUGCAGCCCCUCGACCUGACCCUCCUCCACAGCCCCCCCGUCGCCGACGGCUGGAACUCCUUCCUCGGCGCCGUGCGCACGCAGACCAUCGUCCCCGCCGACCUGCGCGAGCUCGCCAUUUCCCGCGUCGCCGUCGUCAACCGCGCCUGGUACGAGUGGAUGCACCACGCACCCCUCGCCGUCGGCGCCGGCGUCCCGCAGGCCGCCAUGGACUGGCUCAAGGGCCAGGCCGGUGACCUGGCCGAGCCGAGCGUCGCGGCUGAGGGGACGGGGCUGUUCGGGGACUGGCAGUGGGCCGCGCUGCUGCUGGCGGAUGAAAUGACGAGGAACGUGCAGGUCUCUGACGAAACAUUUGCCAAGGUCAAGGGCUUGUUCGGUGAGAGGGAGGUUGUCGAGCUUGUGGCAACGGUUGCUUGCUACAACUGUGUGAGCAGAUUCCUUGUGGCGCUGGAUGUCGGCGAAAGAAAUGCCACAGGCCCUGAUGCGCCGGCUGCUCACUGA
Molecule: messenger RNA, 597 nt
Organism: Verticillium nonalfalfae
Lineage: Eukaryota; Fungi; Ascomycota; Sordariomycetes; Glomerellales; Plectosphaerellaceae
Exons: 3
Coding region: 1-597 (198 amino acids)
Molecular function (GO): peroxiredoxin activity
Source: RefSeq, a predicted model, not a curated record